This is a messenger RNA of Drosophila serrata, 1647 nucleotides long. It is a transcript of the gene Cyp12c1, whose product is annotated as Cytochrome P450 12c1. Gene Ontology annotation, molecular function: monooxygenase activity; oxidoreductase activity, acting on paired donors, with incorporation or reduction of molecular oxygen; heme binding. The record is from RefSeq and is a predicted model, not a curated record. Lineage: Eukaryota; Metazoa; Arthropoda; Insecta; Diptera; Drosophilidae.
AUCAUUCUGCCGAGUGAACUCCACAAUGCUACGUCGUACUGUGAAGAACGGUUUGAGGACGAGCUCCCAGUUGGCUGCUGCCAGAAAUCCGGAUCAGGUUCAACAACUGGAAUCGGAAUGGCAGUUGGCGAAACCCUUUACUGAACUCCCCGGUCCAACGAGAUGGCAAUUGUUUCGUGACUACCAAAGGGGCGGCCAGUACCACAAUCUGGGUAUGGAAGAGAUGAUGCAUCUGUACAGGAAACAGUUUGGCGACAUCUGCAUGAUCCCCGGACUCUUUGGCAUGCCCUCCACGGUGUUCGCCUUCAAUGCGGAGACCUUCGAAAAGAUCUAUCGGACCGAGGGUCAGUGGCCCGUGAGAGGUGGCGCCGAGCCCGUUCUUCACUACCGCGAGAACCGACCUGAUGGUUUUUUCAAAGACUGCGUGGGAUUGUUCAGCAAUGGCCCUCAAUGGGGUACGAUGAGAAGUGCCGCAAAUCCCGUCCUCAUGCAGCACCGCAAUGUGGCAGUCUAUCUGGAGCCGAUGCAACGUGUCAAUCGCCAGUUCAUCCAACGCAUUCGAGAGCUGCGCGAUAGGGAAUCGUCGGAGGUACCGGCCAACUUUGUGCAAACUAUUAACCAGUUGACCUUCGAGUCGGUGGCCACGUUGGCCCUGGACAAGGAACUGGGACUCCUUAGGGCAACCAAUCAGCCGGCUGAAGCCGCGAAACUCUUUCAGGACAUUACAAUAGUAAUGGAAUCGUUUUUUGAACUUGGCCUCAAGCCCUCUAUAUACAAGUAUAUUUCAACGCCCACUUACAGAAAGUUUAGCCGGGCCUUCGACGGGAUCUUCGACACCUGCUCGUUGUACAUAAACGAGGCUAUAGAACGAAUCGAAGCGAAAUCGGAGAAAGCAGACUCCAAAGGGAACAAGAGCAUUCUCGAGCAGUUGCUGCAGGUUGAUAGAAAGUUCGCUAUUGUCAUGGCCAUGGAUCUGCUAAUGGGCGGAGUGGAAACCACAACUACGGCCUUGGUUGGACUAAUGCUGAAUCUGGCCAAGAAUCCGGAGAAGCAACAGAAGCUCAGGGAGGAACUGUUAUCCAAGCUGCCUUCGCCAGAUAAGGAAUUUACGCUGGAGGAUAUGAAAUCUCUGCCAUAUCUGAGGGCCUGCAUCAAGGAAUCGCUGCGGGUGUAUCCGGUUACCUUUGGAAAUGCCCGAUCCGCCGGAGCUGAUGUGGUGUUGAACGGAUAUCGCAUCCCCAAGGGCACGCCCUUCAUGUUGACCAACAUUUUUCUGCUGAAGGAUGAGCGCUUCUAUCCACGGCCAGAAGAAUUCCUGCCGGAGCGUUGGCUGCGCACUAAGGAUGCCGGCGAGGACAGUUCGGAGGCCCCCAUGAAGAAUCCUUUUGUUUACCUGCCCUUUGGCUUUGGACCUCGCAUGUGCGUGGGAAAACGGAUAGUGGAUCUCGAGCUGGAACUGACCGUGGCCAAUGUGGUACGAAAUUUCCACAUAGAAUAUAAUUACCCCACCGAAAAGGCCUUCAGAUCCACGUUUCUCUACAUGCCCAAUAUUCCACUUCAGUUUAAAUUUACCGAUGUGGGAUAUUAAAAUAAAUAAAAAGAAGCAUAAGAAUAUAUACGAUAAAGUCAGAUAAAAAUUUCUAUAUA